Anthonomus grandis grandis is the source of this 956-nucleotide messenger RNA. RefSeq lists its product as uncharacterized. The transcript has 4 exons. The coding region runs from base 215 to 862 and encodes 215 amino acids. Gene Ontology annotation, cellular component: mitochondrion. Lineage: Eukaryota; Metazoa; Arthropoda; Insecta; Coleoptera; Curculionidae. The record is from RefSeq and is a predicted model, not a curated record. Gene Ontology annotation, biological process: mitochondrial respiratory chain complex I assembly.
GGUUAGGUUAGGAUUUAUAGUUAUAGAUAUGCUUAUUUUAUUUUGAAUAUUUGUAUGUGAAUAGCGUUUGUGAUAUAGCAUAAUAUAGUACUUAAAUGUAAAACAGUCGAUAUUAUCUACUACUACUUAUAAAGAGUUUUGAUAUGAAGUUUUCAUAUCUAUCAUAUACACAAUUUUAAUUUUAUUUUAAAAACUUUCUAGCCAUAUACUUAGGAUGGCCCUUCUUAAGUCAAAAACCAAAGAACUCCCUGAAGAUGCAGUUGUUCUCAGCCCACAAGAUGCAUUAAAAUACCAAAUGGACAUUGUUAAACAAUGGCACAAAACAUCUGAUGUACUAGCCUUGAGAUAUGGACCUUAUAUUUUGGGAACCACAGCACUGCUAAGUGGCAUAUUUUAUAAUAAUUAUUUUAGAAAAAAAUUUAUGCUUGGACAUCUUGGUAGAUUGUCUACAUACUUGCCAAUAUCAGUAGUGCCAGCCACCCUGACGGCAGUAUUACAUACUGAACUAGUCCUUAAGGAUAUCAUACUCUUAAAAUCUGACCAAUGUCCGCUGUGCUUGCAAACAAGAGCUGCUAUUCUCCAAGUUGGGUUUUCUACUAUUUUUCCUAUAAUAAUUGGCCCUAUGGGCUGCGCAGCAGUAGCGAUGAGAUAUGGCACAUUCAAUUUGCCAUACCUCCAUGAAAAACCCAAAGAAGUAUUCAAUAUUUUUCGCAAGAUGUUUACGAAAAUUCAGACCAAAUCAAUGUAUUUUAUGAUAGGACAAGCAUUUUUGGCAUCUGUUGUUACUUAUUAUGAAGCGAAAAACCUGUUUACUAUAUCGGCAGAACUAGCGCGAUAUGACUCGAGCUCUUUUGAUGAAUAACAGGAUAAAUGACGCUGGAAAACGGAUAAUUAUGAAGACGUUUUCUUUUGAGUUAUAUAGUUGAACAAAUAAAAUACUUCUAGUUACUGUUAUA